This is a messenger RNA of Octopus bimaculoides (California two-spot octopus), 2215 nucleotides long. Its product is annotated as UTP--glucose-1-phosphate uridylyltransferase. The record is from RefSeq and is a predicted model, not a curated record. Gene Ontology annotation, molecular function: UTP:glucose-1-phosphate uridylyltransferase activity. Gene Ontology annotation, biological process: UDP-alpha-D-glucose metabolic process. NCBI's taxonomy places the organism in Eukaryota, Metazoa, Mollusca, Cephalopoda, Octopoda, Octopodidae.
CAGCCUGAGGCAACAGUAGAAGACGUUUGCCUAAGGUGCCACGUAGUGGGACUGAACCUGGAACCAUGUAGUGGGGAAGCAAGCCCCUUAUCAUACAGUUACAUUUGUGAAAAUAUAUUUUGUUUCUGAAAGUAAAAAAUUCAGAAAAAAAUCUCCCCGUUAUACACACCCACCGCACAAAAAAAUACGAUAAAAAUAACAAAAGGAAAAAGUAUUUGAGCAGCAACACAAUUCACUUUCUGUUAGAAACGUGCAGUCGGUGCUUUAGAUCAAAAUUGAAAAUGUUGACUGCCCCCAGGAAAGUUGAUCCAAAAGAAAGAAGAGAAAAAAAAAACGAAGUUUUGAACUCGUUUUCAAUGGGUAAUUGCUUCACUGACGUGGCGGCGAACGAACUUGUUUAUAUGAACUACGUCAGAACUUGUUUCCCUCACACACCCACAAAACAAAAGAAAUGCCAAAACACAAACAAACAUCGUAAUUCAAAUACUGCUUAAAAUAGUAUUAUUAUCGUAGUAUUAUUUAUAAGAGUCAAUUGGUUGGAUCGACUGCUUUUCAAUUGACAAAACAUUCUACUCAAAAUAGCCCGUCUGUGAAAAACUCCCAAGAGUUUUAAGUGACAGUCAGGGAAAUAACGUCACAGGUGAUUGAAGCAAAUGCGCGCUGUCGUAGUAAUCAUAACCGCGUGUAAGCUUUGAAUGAACAUUGUAUGUCGCAAUAUCUUGUCGAACAGCAGCGAAACAUAAUAUAUCGUCCGUAAAAUACUGACGGAGACGAGGGCAGAUAAGAAAACUCAAUCGGGUCGACAACUUACCGUUCAAUUUGUUCUCCAAUCAUGUCAGAAAAAACAACUCAAUGUGUUGCCAAUGGCUCUGAUUUCAUGAGUCUCACACGUAAAGAUUCUUAUCCUGGAAUGCGUAAUGGAAUUACAAGUUUAAUCAAAAAUAUGGAGCCAGAUGACCAAGAUGACUUCCAAAAAGACAUGAAGCGAUUUGAAGAACUUUAUAGUCGCUAUUCACAAGAAACAGACCUAUCACUGAACUGGAGCAAAAUAAAUCCACCACCAACAGAAAAUAUGGAAACAUAUCGUGAUAGUGAAGAGAUACAAUUAGAGGAGGCCAGAGAAAUCCUAAACAAGCUUGUUGUAGUAAAACUCAAUGGUGGUCUUGGAACAAGCAUGGGUUGUAAAGGCCCUAAAAGUGCUAUCUCAGUUCGGAGUGACAACACUUUUCUUGAUCUCACGGUGCAACAAAUUGAGCACCUAAAUAAAACAUACGACACUGAUGUACCCCUGGUUCUUAUGAAUUCCUUCAAUACUGAUGAAGACACACAGAAGAUAAUCGGCAAAUAUAACCAGGUUAAAGUGAAAAUUUUCACAUUUAAUCAAAGUAGGUUCCCAAGAAUCAUCAAAGAAUCCCUGUUACCUUUACCGAAAUCUAAAGAUGAUGAUCCACAGAGCUGGUACCCUCCUGGUCAUGGAGAUGUCUAUGAAUGUUUUUACAAAUGCGGUUUUCUGCAGAAGUUUCUCAAAGCUGGUUGCAAAUAUAUGUUUCUAUCAAAUAUCGAUAAUCUAGGAGCUACUGUUGAUCUGCAUAUUUUGAAAUCUCUUCUAAAACGUCAGAAUGGUGAAGCACCAGAAUUUGUAAUGGAAGUGACAGAUAAGACUAGAGCAGAUAUCAAGGGUGGAACACUGGUAGAAUAUAAUGGCAAACUCCAAUUACUAGAAAUAGCUCAAGUUGCUGCUGACCAUGUAGAUGAAUUCAAAAGUGUCAGUAAAUUCAAAAUUUUCAACACAAAUAAUCUUUGGAUAAGUCUGGAAGCCAUAAAGAAAGUUGUGGAAGAGAAAACCCUUUGCAUGGAAAUUAUUGUCAACAACAAGACAUUGGAAAAUGGAAUUAAUGUGAUACAACUAGAAACAGCUGCUGGUGCGGCCAUUGCCAGCUUUAAACGGGCAAUAGGUAUCAGUGUUCCACGGAAACGGUUUCGUCCUGUAAAAACAACCUCUGAUCUUUUAUUGGUUAUGAGUAAUUUAUAUACCAUGAAAACGGGAGCACUUGAGAUGAGUACAAAACGCUCGUUUCCAUCUGUACCGUUGGUGAAACUUGGAGCAACUUUUCAAAAGGUAAUAAUACUUUUAUUCCUUUUUAUCAAACGGAAGGAUAUCCAAAAGGUUUCCAAAGGUGCAAUGUUUAACAUCUAUUAAAAGUGGAAAGCAGAU